Molecule: messenger RNA, 207 nt
Organism: Sclerotinia sclerotiorum 1980 UF-70
Lineage: Eukaryota; Fungi; Ascomycota; Leotiomycetes; Helotiales; Sclerotiniaceae
Exons: 2
Coding region: 1-207 (68 amino acids)
Source: RefSeq, a predicted model, not a curated record
AUGCAGGGUAUUGUGAGGAUUGGGGAGGGGUGGGAGGAGGAGGAGGAUGAAGAUGAAGAUGAAGAUGAAGAUGAAGAUGAAGAUGAAGAUGAAGAUGAAGAUGAAGAUGAAGAUGAAGAUGAAGAUGAAGAUGAAGAUGAAGAUGAAGAUGAAGAUGAAGAUGAAGAUGAAGAUGAAGAUGAAGAUGAAGAUGAAGAUGAAGAAUGA